ACUCAGCGCGCGGUGAGCGAUCGGCGGGCGGGGCCGGCUCAGGUGCCGUGGCACGGGACGGCCGCGGUGGGCAAGGGGGCGGUCGCGCCGCGACGUCGGCGGCGUGAGGCUUCGCGCGCGUAAGCGGCGCGGGCGCCGGGCCUGGCGGCCGAGCUCCGGUGGCGGGCGCGCAGGUCGUUGACGCGGGCCCCGGCUGGGAGGCGCGUCCGUCGCUGGGAGCGCGGCGUCGAGGUUCUCGGACCAUGGAGGACCCGCAGCCGCUGCCACAGCCGGAGCUGCCGCUGUGUGACAGCCUCAUCAUCUGGCUGCAGACAUUCAAGACUGCCUCACCCUGUCAGGAUGUCAAACAGCUGACUAAUGGAGUGACCAUGGCACAAGUUCUUCAUCAAAUUGACGUAGCCUGGUUCGACGAAUCUUGGUUAAGCCGAAUUAAAGAUGAUGUUGGUGACAACUGGAGAAUAAAGGCUAGUAACUUAAAGAAGGUCCUCCAUGGAAUUACAAGUUAUUAUCACGAGUUUUUGGGGCAGCAGAUUUCUGAAGAACUUAUUCCCGAUUUAAACCAAAUAACUGAGUGUUCAGACCCUGUCGAGCUUGGGCGGUUGCUUCAGCUUAUUCUAGGCUGUGCAGUCAACUGUGAAAGGAAGCAAGAGCAUAUUAAAAAUAUAAUGACCCUGGAAGAAUCUGUUCAGCAUGUGGUCAUGACUGCAAUUCAGGAGUUGAUGAGUAAAGAAAUAGUGAACUCUCCUGCAAGUGACACCGUUGGAGAAUUAGAGCAACAGCUUAAAAGGGCCCUAGAAGAGCUUCAGGAAGCCAUAGCAGAAAAGGAAGAGCUAAAGCAAAGGUGCCAGGAACUGGAUAUGCAGGUGACUGCACUUCAGGAUGAGAAGAAUUCACUGGUCUCUGAGAACGAGAUGAUGAAUGAAAAGCUUGACCAGUUGGAUGGCUCUUUUGAUGAUCCAAAUACAAUGGUUGCGAGAAAGUAUUUUCAUGCACAGUUACAACUAGAACAAUUACAAGAAGAAAACUACAGGCUUGAAGCUGCAAAAGAUGAUUACCGUGUUCACUGUGAGGAACUUGAAAAGCAGCUGAUUGAAUUUCAGCACAGGAAUGAUGAGCUGACAAGCCUUGCUGAGGAAACCAGAGCUCUGAAAGAUGAGAUAGAUAUUCUUAGGGCUACCUCAGACAAAGCAAAUAAACUGGAGUCAACAGUAGAGGUGUAUCGUCAGAAGCUACAAGAUCUAAAUGACCUCCGCAAGCAGGUGAAAUCUUUACAGGAGACAAAUAUGAUGUAUAUGCACAACACUGUGAGCUUGGAAGAGGAGCUCAAGAAGGCCAAUGCAGCGCGUGCACAGCUAGAGACCUAUAAACGCCAGGUUCAGGACCUUCACACUAAGUUGUCCUCGGAGUCUAAAAGGGCAGAUACACUAGCUUUUGAGAUGAAGCGGCUUGAAGAAAAACAUGAAGCUUUACUCAAGGAAAAAGAGAGACUGAUAGAACAGCGUGACACUCUGAAAGAGACGAAUGAGGAGCUACGGUGCUCACAAGCACAGCAAGAUCACCUACACCAAGCUGAUGUGUCUGCUACAAAAAGUUAUGAGACCCUCGCUGCUGAGAUCAUGCCAGUGGAGUACAGAGAGGUGUUCAUUCGACUGCAGCAUGAGAACAAAAUGCUUCGCCUGCAGCAGGAAGGGACGGAGAAUGAACGCAUCGAGCAGCUGCAGGAGCAGCUGGAGCAGAAGCACCGCAAGAUGAACGAGCUGGAAACUGAGCAAAGAUUGAGCAAAGCGCGCAUUGGAGAAUUGCAGCAGCAAAUUGAGGACCUCCAGAAGUCGUUACAAGAACAGGGCUCCAAGACUGAAGGCGAAAGUUCCAGCAAACUAAAGCGGAAGUUGGAAGCUCAUAUGGAAAAGCUAACAGAAGUCCAUGAAGAAUUACAGAAGAAACAGGAGCUCAUUGAAGACCUUCAGCCAGAUAUAAGUCAGAAUACACAAAAGAUCAAUGAACUUGAAGCUGCUCUCCAGAAGAAAGAUGAAGACAUGAAAGCAAUGGAGGAGAGAUACAAGAUGUACUUAGAGAAAGCCAGAAAUGUAAUAAAAACUUUAGAUCCCAAAUUAAAUCCAGCAUCAGCAGAAAUAAUGCUACUUAGAAAGCAGCUGGCGGAGAAGGAAAGAAGAAUUGAGAUUCUAGAGAGUGAAUGUAAAGUAGCCAAAUUCCGUGACUAUGAGGAAAAACUCAUUGUUUCUGCCUGGUAUAACAAGAGCCUGGCGUUUCAGAAACUGGGCAUGGAAUCUCGGCUUGUGAGUAGCGCUGGUGCUUGCAAAGACACCGGUGUGGGCCCUCCUCCUCGGUCCUUCUUAGCACAGCAGCGGCACAUCACCAGCACCCGGAGGAACCUGUCUGUUAAAGUCCCAGCCGCAGCAUCUGACUAGUCUACAAACAAACACGAACAGAAGUGCCUCAAAAUGUUUUGUACCCCAAGAAACUACCAGACGAAAAACAAAGGUUAAAAUGCUUGGUAUCAACUAGUUUUGUUUGGAUUUUGUUUUGAGAUAGGGUCUCCUAUACCACAAACUGGCAUUGAAUUUACAACAUAUUCAGGGAUGACCUGGAACAUUGAUCAGUCCUUCCGUCACUUCCUGCAUGCUGGUUUCUAUAGUGCUGGGGAUCAAAACCUGCCCUGUAAGUCAGGUGACCUACCAGCUGAUCUACAUUCCCAGUAUUGGUAUCAACUAUUUUUAAGUCAAUAUAUAUCAAAUUAAUAUUUAAGUUUACUCUAACUAAAAAAUACAGAAUCAGCUGUCUCUGGGCAGUACUUUUGAGUACGUGGAAGUGUGAUAAAGCAAAUAUUUGUCUUGAGAUGGCAUCAUGGGAAAGCAGCUACAUAUUUCAGCUUUACGCUUCUAGUUGUAACAGCAAGUCAGUUAAUUUGUAAUUUAGUAGUACGUCUAGAUUUGCCUUGUGGGAAGCAGUAAGGCAUGUAGAGCAGACCUGUGCAAGGCAGAUUCUUUGUGUGUACAGAGCGUUCCUCUACUUGCCAAUUCUGCCCUCAAGAGGAGACUGUCAAGCUGUGGAAGGAAGCUCUAACGCUUGGAAGAUUUUACCGUUGGAGUGACUUUGUCCUGUCGGAGUGACUGACUAGACAUUCGCAGUUUCUCCGAGAUGUAUCUCAGUUUGCACAUGCACUGCUGUGGAUGAAGGCUGCAGGGCUUGACGGGGACUUUAAAGUGGGAAGUAAGCUGUGUUGUAAAAGGGAACUUUCUGUUGGAAAGCAAACUAGAAUACAUGUUGAAUUUCCACGUGCUUUUGAGCAUGAAGUUGUUGUGGCGUUUGCUUUCUAAGAAGGGGUAGAUCAUGUAUAAUGUUGCCUCAUUGAAAAGAAACAAUGAUGUAAUAGCUUAGGACAGGUUCAGUUCCUGCUUACCUCUGGGAAGGGUCUGGAGCUGGAUUCGUGGUGUUCAGGUCAUUUCUGCCCAGCAUUGGUCUUUUCAGAGAGGUUUCUCUCUCGUUUAGGGUCACUUUUUAAAGUCACACUUUGGAAUAUUAGUUGUUAAAUCAGUAUUGCCUGAUGUAGCCACAAGUGGUCCGUGCUUGUGUCAGACACAUUUCCAGCACUUCGUAGGCACAUUCUUUGAUCCUUAGACUACAAAAGUAAGAAGUGUUGCACCGUUUCAUAUCUAGAGAGAGAAAGCAGGAGGUGCAGGAGUGCAGCAAACAGUAGUGUCACAGCCCUGUGUACCUUGACCGCCAGCAGGCAUUCUGUGAGGGGCUGUGCUUGUGGGCUGCUCCCUCCUUGUUGGAUCGGCUCCUCACAUCUCCCUCCCCUCGUACCACCAAAGAGGAGAUGUAAACCAAAUGGGUGUAAGUCAGAUUGAGCUGAUGAGCUAUAGAGCUGUGGUCUCCGUUUUAUUCUUAGUCCUUCAUAAAUAUGAGUAUUGCUCUCUUUGAAGUGUUAACUCGUGUAGAUAACUGCCUUUAAAUUCUUGCCCAGUAAUUUUUUAACGACUUAAAAAAAAUUCACAGUGAUUUGGGGUCUUUAGCAGCAUCUGCCGGGAUAAUUUGUUUUAUCAGGGUUCCUUCUGUUGACUACCUCUUAGAUUUGAUGCUUUGUGCAUUUAAACUGUUGGUUUGCAGUUUUGUAUGUUCUUAUGCUGUCUGCUUGCCCGUGUCUUUUAGUAAAAUAAGACUUUGAAAAUACUUUAGCAUGCUAUUUAAUAUUUUCUAAAAAUUGUGGCAUUUGGGUAUAUUUUUGUUAUUGAAGAUAUAUUGAUGUGUUUGUAAUUGCUUAUAAUUGAGAUUUUACAAAUCCCCUUUUAAUGGAACUUAUUGUAAAAGAUCAACUUCAAUAAAUUACUGUUUCUAGUGCAAUUGCUCAUAAAUUUCUAAAUAAUGUAGCAUAAAUACGAACAUAAGGAUAGGUUCUUUUUUUCUUAAUAAAGAAAAGGCAAAUUUUCUGAUUUUUCUAGUUUUAAGUAGACUUUCAAAUGUUUGAUACGUGUUUAUACAAAACUAUGUAAAGUUCUAUAUAAUUGAGACUAAUCACAAAAAUUCAGGCAGGCAGUAAUCGGGGUGAGAUUCUUUCCGUGUGUGGCUGCUGCAGUGAUACUGGUGCCCUGCCAGGUAUAAACCAGGUAUAAAGUGUUUCAUCUGGAACCGUCAUUUCUACAGUGUGUUCAGGAAGGAUUGAAUGACAAUAAACAUGGAAUUGACAAAAAUUUAUGUUCCGGUGAUUAUAAAGUUAUAAACAAUCUUGAAUUUCAAGCAGUUGUCCUUGAAUUGAUACUCCUUUCUCUUUUUGGAUAUAAUUAUGACAAAUUGUUUAUCUUGGGAUUAACUUAAUAUAUUGAUAAAUAUUUGAAGUUGAUUCUAUGGUUUAGUGUAAAUUAAAAACGUCUUGCCUGGCAUCCUUUAGCUGAGUAUCCCUUAGUAAGAUCUGGUCAGCCAUUGAUGACUGGAUGUUAAACUCUUCACAAACACUCCUACUUCUGUGUAAUGGUACAUCUGGCCUUUUGGGCGUGAUGGUGGUUUAGGUCAGAAGAGUAUCAUUUUAUGUAGAAAUGAAUGUAUAUGGCUUGUUAUACAUACAGUCUUACUGUGAUCCUGUUUGUUGCACAGAAAUAGUUUGGACAUUUUAAAGCACAAAUCAUCAGAGGAAAUAGUGUGUAGUUAUUAAACUUGAGGAAGUUUCAGUGCAGUGUUUAGUUUAUAAAAAGGUCCUUUCUAUUUUCUAUGGCAAAUACUGUCACACUUGAAAAAUAGAAGCAAUACUUGAUUUAUUUUUUUAAGUAUUUAGAAUAUUAUUUUAAAUAAAUGUCAAUAUAAUUGUGAAAUGUUUUAAGUAAAUAAACUUCUGCUUCUGCAUCA
Molecule: messenger RNA, 5361 nt
Organism: Microtus oregoni (creeping vole)
Lineage: Eukaryota; Metazoa; Chordata; Mammalia; Rodentia; Cricetidae
Gene: Hook1
Product: hook microtubule tethering protein 1
Exons: 22
Coding region: 243-2429 (728 amino acids)
Biological process (GO): cytoskeleton-dependent intracellular transport; cytoplasmic microtubule organization
Cellular component (GO): cytoplasm; centrosome
Molecular function (GO): dynein light intermediate chain binding; microtubule binding
Source: RefSeq, a predicted model, not a curated record